Lodderomyces margitis is the source of this 1533-nucleotide messenger RNA. RefSeq names its product B-type cyclin (gene CLB2). The transcript has a single exon. The coding region runs from base 1 to 1533 and encodes 510 amino acids. Gene Ontology annotation, biological process: G2/M transition of mitotic cell cycle; regulation of cyclin-dependent protein serine/threonine kinase activity. The record is from RefSeq and is a predicted model, not a curated record. NCBI's taxonomy places the organism in Eukaryota, Fungi, Ascomycota, Pichiomycetes, Serinales, Debaryomycetaceae. Gene Ontology annotation, cellular component: cyclin-dependent protein kinase holoenzyme complex; centrosome; nucleus. Gene Ontology annotation, molecular function: cyclin-dependent protein serine/threonine kinase regulator activity.
AUGCCACAAGCCACGAUUACUCACUCUGCGAGUAAUGAAAACGAUUACAAGAUAACAAAGGCAAAAAUCCUAUCAGAACAGCAGCAGCAGCAGCAGCAGAAUCUACAAUACCACUAUGACCAACCAUCACAAGAACCGCUUGGAUCUUCUACUCAAGAAAUUUACGAAGAAAACAAGCCACCAAUUCAGACAGCAGCAUCUACCACGAAACAAAAUAAAUCUACGGCAUCAAGAUCGGCUAUAAAUGCUGCAACCACAACAACAACGCGUCAAUACUUGGGAGAUGUAUCCAAUCAAUACCACAGUAGUAGUGGGCUUAAACCAACAACACAGACACAACUGCAACCACAACUACUGAAGAAAAGAAAACCUUUUGGUAGAGACGUUCAACCCUUACAGAAUAAAACCAACAGAGUGAUACCAAUUGUAUCUGAUGAAGAUAAUGCCAAACAUAAACCACAACUGGCGAAUCUACUUGUACCAUCGCGGUUGCCGCAGAAGAGACAAGCAACUGAAUCGUCAACAAACUUGGUUGAAAAGUUGAAAAUACCAGAACCACAACAGCAUCAAGCAUCAGCAUCCGCAUCGGUAUUGGGAUCUUCACACACUAUUGCAUCUACUUAUAAAAAGUCACGUUUGAUUGACUAUGAAUGGCAGGAUCUUGAUGAAGAGGAUUAUGAUGAUCCGUUGAUGGCCAGUGAAUAUGUAAAUGAUAUCUUUACAUACUUUUACGAAUUGGAACAGCGAAUGUUGCCGGAUCCACAGUACCUUUACAAACAAAAGAAUUUGAAACCCAAGAUGAGAUCAAUUUUAGUUGACUGGUUGGUCGAAAUGCAUUUAAAAUUUAAACUAUUACCAGAAUCGUUGUUCCUUGCGAUAAACAUAAUGGACCGUUUCAUGUCAAUCGAAGCAGUCGAAAUUGACAAGUUGCAAUUGUUGGCCACUGGCUCUUUAUUCAUUGCAGCUAAAUAUGAAGAAGUGUUUUCACCACUGGUUAAGAAUUACGCAUUCUUCACUGACGGGUCAUACCUGGUGGAAGAGAUCCUACAAGCCGAAAAGUACAUUUUGACAGUUUUAAACUUUGAUUUAAACUACCCCAAUCCCAUGAAUUUCCUUCGUAGGAUAUCCAAGGCAGAUGACUAUGACGUCCAAUCGAGGACAUUGGGAAAAUACCUUUUAGAAAUCACGAUUAUAGAUUACAAAUUUAUCGGAAUGAAGCCAUCUUUAUGCUGUGCCCUGGCCAUGUACUUGUCGCGUUUAAUAUUGGGCAAAAUCCCCGUUUGGAAUGGGAACUUGAUUCACUACAGUGGUGGAUACCGCAUUAAUGAUAUGAGAGAGUGUGUUGAGUUAAUGUUUCAAUACAUCGUCUCACCCAUUGAACAUGACGAAUUUUUCAAAAAGUACGCUAUGCGGAAAUUUAUGAGGGCAAGCACAUUGUGCCGCAAGUGGGCCGAAAAGUUUCAAAUGGAGGGCAGAGAUUUAUUUGAUGAAAGUUUAUCCACUCAUCGGUUAUCGAUUGAAGUGGAUAGCUAG